AUGAUCCGAAUUUUGGCGUUGGCGACAGCCGCCCUCAUCGGUCUAACCACUGGACUCCCCGUCAAUGAAGACGUUCCAAUCAUUCAGAAACGAGACUUUUGUCUACUCGAGACUCUCGUUGUGGGACUUCUCAAGCUCGACUCGAAAGCAGAUGCUUUCUGUACAAGUGCUUUGGGAAUUCAGACUUCUACCAAGACUAUCUCUACCACUUCUACCCCUGCAGUGACCACCACAACCGCCACAGCAUACACUACAGGUACCGAGACCGUCACCGCAACCGAGACCAUUGUAAUCACUGUCAGUGACUUCUUCACUGCCACCGAGGUGGACUUCACCACCACCCCCGUUACUGAGAUCAUUGACAUGACUGAGACUGUGUCGACUGUCAUCACCAUUGACGUUACUGAUACUGCUACUAUCACCGAUGUCUUUACUGCUACUGUGACGGAUGUCGUGCCUAGUACAGUCGUCUCGUUGGUCGCUUCCACGACAACUGAUAUCAUCUAUGAUCGACGUCGCUCGGAGCAGAAGCGUGGAUUCGUUGCUACGCCAUCCUGUCUUCAAAAGCAAAACCAGGCCUUCAUCACCAAUGCUUGUAACUGCUUGCAUCUGACUACUCCUACGGUCACUAUCACUACUACUAUUGCGGCAGCCACCCCUACUGUUACUGUUACCACAACACUUCCUGUCACCACCACUCAGACUGCCAGUGUUUCGGUCACAACUUCUGUUACAACCGAUAUCACCGACACAGAUACGAUUACCUCGACGAUUCCUUCAACCGUGCUGGCCACUGUGUACUUCACCACUGUGGAUUCAAGCACUACUACCGACUACGCAACGGUGGAUGUCACCCUUGACCAGACCUUCACUGAAGCUGUCACCUCGACCAGUGCAGUCGUGGUGGUCAGCACCACUCAAGCAGUAGUCACCGCCACCCAGCACUGCACCACGCUCGCAAUCCAGAAAUUCAGCUUGGCCGACACCGACCAGACCACGGUCGCACAAGCAAACUUAUAUUCAGGCAGCAACAUUGUCGUCAACACCAAUUCCCUCUUUGGUCCCUUCACCAAUCCCUUCCCAUCAACGGACUCCUGGUAUGGCCAGACUCCCAGCUUGUCUUUGCUUUACACCUGUGACAGCGAAUGGCGCAUUUUCAUCCGCUAUAAGAAUUCCGGGAGCUAUACUGUCGUCCCCGGUGCCCAAAGCUUGUCCCCCAGUACCUGGAGUGUCGGUGCUAUCGCCCCGGUCGGCGGCGCCACCAUCCAUAUCUAUGCUGUUGUCUGGGGUAUUGGUUUGAUUACCGAUACCACUGUCAUUCAUAGCUUGUAUAAUUGCCAGGGUAGUGGGGAUACAUUCCAGUGGAGUAAUGCAUUUAUGGGUACAGAUACUUGGGUUGGGUAUAAGAAGACUGGUGCUAUUUACUACACUGAUGCUAGUGGCACGAUGAAGGUUCUCUAUGGUAGAGAGAGCACCAAUGGCAUAUUCCCUUGA
Molecule: messenger RNA, 1494 nt
Organism: Penicillium soppii
Lineage: Eukaryota; Fungi; Ascomycota; Eurotiomycetes; Eurotiales; Aspergillaceae
Exons: 2
Coding region: 1-1494 (497 amino acids)
Source: RefSeq, a predicted model, not a curated record